GAAGGAACAAGAGGCGCGAAAAGCGAAAUGAAAUCGAAUUGAGUGUGCACCGCGCGCACCUGAGUAAGAGUUCGUGGCGGCGAGGCAAGAAUUACUUUUCGAUUCGUGCGGAAGUGUCGCCAGCAUCCGUGAUUUUUCGCUGUUUGCCCCAGCAGUCUUCGGUGUAGAGUGCACCUCUUGGCCUUGGUCAGCAAGAAGUGCCUGCUAAAAACUCACUCUAUCGACACAUGUAUUUUACAUUUUAUAAGGCCCAUAAAAUGUGUUUAUAAAUAAAAAGUAAAUACUUUAACGCACCCAAAAGACAAAAAGCGCGAGCCAGCGCAGAGAGAUGCGGCAAAUUUUCACCCUGCGCGUGUGUGCGGCUUCUGUGGGUAAUUGUUGAUCAAUUGUCAUGUGCAAAAAAGUAAAAACAAUAACAGCCAGCGAAAAGCAUUCAGCAUCAUCAAUGGGAAGCAUUGCAAAAGCAGCCAAGUGAAACGGAACCUAAUGAAACAAGGCCCACGAAAACAGCGGAGCACAGCGAGAUUACAGUGACAAGUGGCGAACGAGCCAGGGAACUGAGGCUGCUCGAAGUCCCAAGUAGCCGAGUGCCAAGUACAGUGAUGAUCGUCCCUUGCUGAGGUCCAGAAAACUCCAUAAUCGCAAAUGCCUGUGGCUUGCACAUGAAUCACCCACUGAUAUGCUGUUCCAACAUAUAAGCUCUUCGAAAUCCCUGACAAAAAGGCGAUAAAACCGAGCUGAUAAUUCGAACUGAGACUUCUGAGUCGCCCAGAUCAAGAGCUAUAAAAUUAAUAUUCCACCGCCCAAACAUUUGCAAAAGGUCUCCUGCAAUAAAAUAAAGUAUUCGCGAGACCCCAGUUCACGAAGAGCAAUAAAAUCCAUAUAAUCGAGGUCCAAACGGUUAAGAAAUGAAUAAAAUAACCAUUGCGAAUCGAGUGCUGUGAACAACAAAUUGAAACGUUCUAAGAAAAAAAGCGCCCCAUCAUAAUUGAGGCAGGGCGUUGUCGAUAACCAACAUGGGACCUUUAUGACCUGAUGGAAUAUUUUAUUUAUAAAUAUAUGCCAGACAUUGGAAAUCGCCCGGUCUAUGAGGGCACUUUGAGAGGCAAAGACCGAAAGGUAUUUUGAGAGCUCGUAAGCUUAAGAACUGAAAUUUAAGCAAGCUGGAUUUCGAACACUUUGCUUAUAGGAAAACCUAUCAGACUGUAUAGAGAAAAUUGUUUAAAUCAAAAUUUAAAUUGUCAAGACCAAAAACACUAGUUUGAAAUAUAAGGAAAAGGAUGGUACGUUAUAAUCUUUAUAAAAAAGGGUUCUUGGUUGAGUUUUAAUAUUGCUAACUGAACCUAAGAGCCAUCUAUUGAUAGAUAUUUUUGAUUUACGCGGAUAAAAGACAUAGAAUUUUAAAGAAAAUCAGACUGAACUCUUAAGGCAAGCAAAGAAAUCAAGUUGUAAGCGUAGGCAGUAGUCCAUGCCACCUUUCGAAGAGGGUGAAGUCCACCAGGAGGAGCAGAUACCUCUAAAGCCGCCGCGUCGACACAGGAAAAUGAAGUCUGCGGAGGAGGAAACGCAGGCCCAGCCACCGGCGGAGGACCACGAGGAGGAGCAGCUGCUGCCGCCGCCGGGGGCCACCGGGAUGAGCAGCAACCUGCGCUAUGCCCGGGCCAAUCUGAGCCAGAGCAGCCUGAUGCUGAGCCACCAGCAGGGCUCCUUCGAAUCGUCCACCGAGCGUACGGCGAGCAGCGAGACCCUGGACGUUCUGCCGACUUCGAGGCGCUACCAGGUGCAUCCGCAGCCGAACCGCUUGGGCUCGGGGCUUCGGCAGCCAGCUUCGGCCUUGGCGAGCGCUCUGCAUGCCACUGCCAGAUUGGCGGCCAGUGUGGAUGCCUAUACGGCGGCGGCUACAGCAGCCACAGCGGCAACCGGCGACUACGGCGACUAUAUGCGCCAGCAUCCGCACCUCAGUCACAUCCACCCGUCCCAGAGCACCCAGCAGCAGGCGCCCCUCCACCACCACCCGCAGCUGCCCGCCCAUCAGCUGGGAAAUCUCAGAGCGAGCAAUUUUGUGGGGUCGUCGCGGUAUCUCUAUCACAGCCAGUUCAAUUCGAAUUCGCCGCAAACGAGACGCUUCACUGCGCUUCAGCGAGACGGCUCGCCAGCAUUCGCGGCUUCAGCGGCAGCAGCUUCACUGGCGGCAGCUUCGGCAGUAGCACCACUAGCGCCACUAGCACCACUAGCCUCCAUAGCAUCGCCCUCAUUUGCGGCCCAGCCGCCGCCACCACCACCACCCUUUCAGUUGCGCACCUACCAACAGAAUCAAUCCUACCGCUUUCAGCCGCGCGGACACCACCGCACCGCCAGCAGCAGCAUGUCGCAGUCCGGAGAGGACCUCCACUCGCCCACCUACCUGUCCUGGCGGAAGCUUCAGCUGAGCCGCGCCAAGCUCAAGGCCUCCAGCAAGACGUCCGCCCUGCUCUCCGGAUUCGCCAUGGUGGCGAUGGUGGAGGUGCAACUGGAUCACGACACAAACGUGCCAGAGGGCAUGCUGAUAGCCUUCGCCAUCUGCACCACGCUCCUGGUGGCCGUGCACAUGCUGGCCCUGAUGAUCAGCACCUGCAUCCUGCCCAACAUCGAGACGGUGUGUAAUCUGCACAGUAUUUCGCUGGUCCACGAAUCGCCGCACGAGCGCCUGCACUGGUAUAUCGAGACGGCGUGGGCCUUCUCCACGCUGCUGGGCCUGAUACUCUUCCUCCUGGAGAUAGCCAUCCUGUGCUGGGUGAAGUUCUACGACCUCAGUGAGCCGGCGGCCUGGUCCGCCUGUGUGGUCCUCAUCCCGGUGAUGGUCAUCUUCAUGGCCUUCGCCAUUCACUUCUACCGCUCCCUGGUGUCGCACAAGUAUGAGGUGACGGUGUCGGGCAUUCGGGAGCUGGAGAUGCUCAAGGAGCAGAUGGAGCAGGACCACUUGGAGCAUCACAACAACAUCCGAAAUAAUGGCAUGAACUACGGCGCCUCCGGGGACAUUGUCUAGCGUCCAGCACUUGAGGAUCCUCGAGCGGAUCGAACGAAAAAGACAGCGGCUCAGGGCAAGCCUCAGAUUACUUUAGUGAAACACAUAUAUAUUGUAAAUUUGUAGUGGAUGCAAAUUGUGAUACGCGAAAGGCAGUAGAUUUCUACUAUAUACACACGUGAACUGUGUUCUGUAUUGCGUGUGGAUCGAGUGCUGUAGUUCUUUAUAUUUUUUAUGGCAAUUACAAGGCACCGCUUAGACAAUGAUGAAAGACCCUAACGAAAGCAAUACUUCGGACCAUCAAAUUCGAUGAAUAUUCCUCAAAAGUUAGCUCAUAUUUGUUAUAUAUAUAUUUAUUGCGUGUAUUUUGAAUUGAAUGCCGUAUCUUUUUUUGGAACCAUCCUUGGCAGUCUUCCCUUUUAUUGUUUAAGCAUGUUUUGGACACUACUUGAUUGUCUUAGCCCUUAAUUUAAUGUUAGGCCAAUUGUAAGCGAGAUCGCGCUGUAAUUUAUAUAUAAUUAAAAGAUUUUUCUAUA
Molecule: messenger RNA, 3540 nt
Organism: Drosophila biarmipes
Lineage: Eukaryota; Metazoa; Arthropoda; Insecta; Diptera; Drosophilidae
Gene: Orai
Product: calcium release-activated calcium channel protein 1
Exons: 2
Coding region: 1469-3025 (518 amino acids)
Biological process (GO): store-operated calcium entry
Cellular component (GO): membrane
Molecular function (GO): store-operated calcium channel activity
Source: RefSeq, a predicted model, not a curated record